AUGCGGCCACCGCCCUGCCGAGCGCCGCUCCCGCGCGCCCUGAUGCUGCUGGCCGCGCUGCUGGCCGCCGGCCGAGGGCUCCCCCUGAGGAAGCGGGGUCCCGGGGGCCACUCGAGGAUGGCGGAGGCCUCACCUGCCCCAGCUCUCAGCUCCCCCAAAGAUAAGGAGGCAACACCAGGAUUCCCCAAAGACCAUCUGCAGGCAGAACCAUGUCAGCCCAGGUGCCAGACCCUCCCUGAGCCAGCAGCUCUGACUCUGGGCACAGCCACCCCUGCCAGAACCCUGGAACACACACCCCUGCUGCUGGAGCUGCAGAAGCUGCCAGGAUUGGCCAACACAGACUUGAGUGCCCCGAAUCCCAAUAUCCAGGUGACCAUCGAGGUGGUGCAGGACCCCCAGGCCGAGGUGGAGAUGGACCUUCCUUCUGAGCCCAGCAGUCUCUGGCCCCUGCGAGCCUCUAGCUGGUUACCCACCCAGGAGUUCUUCUGGCCCCUCUUCUGGGGCUACCAGGAAGGUGAAGAAGAAGCCACCAGCCUCAAGGACGUAGCUCCGGGGGAAGCAGAGGAGGAAGAGAAAGACUAUGCUGCUGAAUAUGGCGAGGGUGAGGACCAAGAGGGCACUGAGGAGGAUGAGGAUGAAGAUCCUUGGUCCAGUGGGGCCACAGACAAUUGGGACUAUGGCUGGUUGGGUCCUCAGGACCGGGACUUCAAGGAACCAGACAGUUACGACUAUGAGCCUCAGGAAGAGUGGAGCACCUGGUCUCCCUGCAGUGGGAGCUGCAGCAGCGGCAACCAGCAGAGAACUCGUCCCUGUGGUUAUGCCUGCAUGGCCACCGAGUCCCGAGUCUGCGACCUACCACCCUGUCCUGGCACCGAAGAGGAGCACAGCCUGGGCUCUCCCACUGAGGGGUGGCAGCCCCUGGCCCACAAUGCCACGGAUAUGCUUGAUCCAGAAGUGGACAGCUGUGAGAAGUGGCUGAACUGCAAGAGUGACUUCCUUGCUAAGUACCUGAGCCAAGUGCUCCAGGACCUGCCCAGUUGCCCGUGUGCGUACCCCCUGGAGGCUGUGCACAGUGCCGUGAGCCUGCAGGAUGAACAUCGGGGCCGCAGCUUCCGGUGGCGGGACGCCAGUGGCCCACGGGAGCGCCUGGACAUCUACCAGCCCACUGCACGCUUCUGCCUGCGCUCCAUGCUAUCGGGCGAGAGCAGCACACUGGCUGCCCAGCACUGCUGCUACGACGAAGGCAGCCGGCUGCUGACCCGCGGCAAAGGCGCGGGAGCUCCCGACCUAGUCAGCACCGACUUUUCACCUGAGCUGCACUUCAAGGUAGAUACGCUGCCAUGGAUCCUGUGCAAGGGGGACUGGAGCCGCUACCACACUGUGCGCCCCCCCAACAAUGGCCGGGCCUGCGCAGACAACCCACCAGAGGAAGAGUACCUGGCUCAGCUGCAAGAGGCCAAAGAAUACUGAAGAGGGAUCAGAGACUACUUUCUUCUGCCCUUUACCCUGC
Psammomys obesus (fat sand rat) is the source of this 1510-nucleotide messenger RNA. It is a transcript of the gene Ism2, whose product is annotated as isthmin 2. NCBI's taxonomy places the organism in Eukaryota, Metazoa, Chordata, Mammalia, Rodentia, Muridae. The coding region runs from base 1 to 1470 and encodes 489 amino acids. The record is from RefSeq and is a predicted model, not a curated record. The transcript is spliced from 6 exons.